AUGAUUGAGCAACCGCAGGAACCAGUGAGCCAGAUUAAUCGACGUGUGAAGUACGACAAGCGCUUCAAAAUCCCCCGGCAUUCGCAAAGAACCCUCUCAAUGAUGAGAUUCUCCAACGGAAUGGCAGAAGGUUUUGUAAAGAAGAUGGAGGAGGUUGGGCGGAAAAUGGACGACAACUCGGAAGCCAAGGUCAAAGAGGCCAAGGCGCGCGUGCGAAGCGACCGCGACGAGGCGGCCGCCAAUGACCUCGAGGUGCUGACGGUGCUCGCGCAGGGGUCGGCCAUGUGCGAUGACGUCAGCACGCGCGAGCAGCUGCACCGCGAGAUGCAACUAGCGAUGGCGAACAUCCUGCCGGGGGCGCACCUGGCUGCGGCCGCACCCAAAGGCAAGGAGGUCUGCGUCCCCCUCUCCCCCGUAAUCAUCUCCUUCGCCGAACUUCCGCCGGACUACAUCCGCAUCCACGAUCCCGCGACACAGCAAGACACGCUCGCCAAAAUGAAGGCCAAAAUCAGCCGGCUCGUCCAGUGCGGCCUCCUCCUGACCAGAACAAACCUGGGGGGCUUCGACUUUUACUACCUGCUCCUUUCGCGAUUGGAACAAGUUCUCGUGGUCAAGGGGGGGUGCGGCUGGGGAAAUGCGGUGGGCGAGUUUCUGGACGCCGACGGUUUUGAGCUGGUCCGCAAGCUGACCCAGCGCGCGCCUCCGGAGUACGCGGGCCGGCUCGUCCACAUCAUUUGCCUGCUCAUACUGCGGCUCAUUGCGCCGCUCCAAGGCGGCCUCAGCACCGAACAGCGCGCGCACGCGCCCAUGGAGCAGCUGUUCGCGGACCUGCGCGCGCUCAUCGAGCGCGCGAAGCAGAGCGACGCGUUCGCCGCCGGCGUGCUGUGCGCGUGCAUCCUGGCGGACAAGAACCUCGUCAAGCCGCUGGUCGAGCAAGGCCUCCUGCCAUACCUGGUCGAGUACGCAAGAAGGCUCCAGCCGCGGCCGCGGCUCGACUUUCCACUGCAGGCCACGCAGGAUGAACUGGACCCAUCGUCGCUCACAAACAUUCUCAUUGCGUUCGCAAAGCUGGCUGACGUGACCGAGGAAUAUUCGACCCUGCCCGAGCCCGAGCAACCUUACUGGCACGUGCCGCCUCCAACGCCCACUUCUCUCGCGUGGGUCAUUCGCUCGAGCGGGAUUGCCAACGUCAUGCAAGAAGCUCUCGCGCGGGGGGGUAACGACCUCGUCACGCCCAUUCUCCGGUACAGACUCGACUGGAUCAAUCUGUACGCAACGGGGCGGCCCGAACCGCUCAACUGCGCCUUCUCCGAUACCCCCCACUGCCAAACGUUCAGCUGCGCGGGGGACUGCGAGCGCGUGCAGACGUUCCGGUUUAAGAUCCGCGUGGAAGGCCACGUGCCCGAGGAUGAUUGCGAGGAGGGGGAAGAUCCGGCGGAGGAGUACACCCCCCAGGAGAAGAAGCGCCGGCUGGAGAAAAGGAAAAAGAAGGUGGGCGACAAGGCGGCGACGCCCUUGCACACGCGCGCGCGCGUCGUGGACGCGUCGUCGGUCGUGCUGGUCGCCGUUCCGGUCAACGACCCCGAUGCGGCGGAAACGGAAUCCAUGGACGAGGACGCGGCCGCGGAGGAGCCCGAGGCGGCCGCGGAGCCGACAGAAUUCGGCUGCCCGAUGUGCGAAGCGCGCUUCGAGAGCGCGCGCGCGCUCGAGCGCCACGUGGACGGGUGCGGCCUGGACAACGAGCCCGCGCGCGCAGCGGAGCCGAUUUACACCUGCCCGCUCUGCUCGGCGACCUUCACCGACGAGGGCCAGGCGGGCGUCCACGUGGCAAUCUGCGGGGAUCCGGCCGCCGAAGCGGCCGCGUGGGGCUUCGAGGACGGAAGGGAGUGCCCAAUCUGCGAGAAGAAGUUCUCGCGGCUGGCUGACCUGGAGACGCACGCGGGGGCCUGUGGGCUGCCGCCAAGUGGCAGCACCGGUGUGGCCGCUGGGCCGAGCAGCAGCAAAGCAAACGCAAGUGCAGGCAGCAGCAAGCCAAAGGCCACCGCAGGCAACAGCGAAUCAAACACCCCUGCAAAUGAAGCGGAAGAAAAAGACGGCUCCCACUUCGUUCUCGGUCCGCCGCUCGCUCCCUGGCCUCGCCCCGUUCUCCAGGCCAACCCCCUCGGAGGCUGCUCAACCGGCUUCCGGUGCCCGGUUUGUUCCCUGGACUUCUCCACCGGAACGGAACUCAUCGCCCACAUGCGGGACACCUGCCUGGAGAGCGCGGGCGCCCGGGACAGUCCCCCGGGCGCGCGCGCGCGACGCCUCACGCAGUGCCCCAACUGCGACCUUGACCUCUGCGCGCUCACGCCGCUGCUCGCGCACCUGCGCGCGUGCGCCGUGGCGUUCGUCUGCUGGAAGUGCGGCGAGCGCUUCGCCGCGGCCGCGGUGCGCGACGCUCACCAGGCGCAGUGCGCGGUCCUGAACGGGAUGGCGGGCGCGUGCGGGCCGCCCCGAGGCCACUACCGCUGCGACCGGUGCUUCAAGGAGUUCGACACGCUGGGUGAGGCGAGGCAGCACGGGGAGUCGGUUUGCUGGCCCGGGAAGCCAGGGUGCGAAAAGUGCGGCUCUGCUUUUCCGUCGGUGCAAGAACGGUUCGAGCACCAGGCGGGGUGCUCCACCGGUCGCCCCCUCGCGCGGCCAAGCGCGCCGCAGAGGCAUGAGUUCAAACCUCGGGCGGUCGCCCUGCGCGCCGCGGCCACGCCUCCGAUGGACAAGACUCAAAGCGGCAAACCCGAGGAGUCGCAGAAGACGGGAACGACGGGAGAAACGAGCCUGCGAGUUGCGCUUCGCAGAGCGGAAAUAGAAACGGAAACGGACCCGGAAACGGAAGACGGAGAGGGCUUUUUGCAGAAUCAGCAGCCUGAAGUAGGCGGCUCUAUCGGCGCGGCCGCGACAGAGGGUUUGGGAGAGGACCCGGGCGUGGCGAGGGGUUUGGCAGAAAACGCGGCCGCGGCGGCGGUGUUGACCGGGAGCGCGAGCGCGGCCGUGGCAGAAGGCGACGAGGAUAUGGAGGAACCCCCGACUGGUACUUUUGGCGCUGAGGGGCCGGGACACGAAGAGAUUAUGCCACGUGGCGUUGCGGAGAUGGGAGCAGCUGACGUGACGGGAUUUAGAAACGACGACUUUGAAAGGGUAUUUCCCGAAGACGCGGCCAAGGAAGCCGAACAGAUGCGUCGGGAGGAUAAGGAAGCGACGAGAAUCGAUAGCGACUGGGUGGUUCUGCCAGGUGCGGAGGGAGGUCCCUGAGAAAUGACAUAAUCGCGGCGCGGCUCAGCAUCAAAUGCGCGGAAAGAAAGGAUUCUGGUGAUCUCAAGGGACUGGAAACGGGCUACGGGUGUCGGAUUUCGGCGAAGGGCCGCGCUUUUAGAAAUGCACUUGUCUUUCUGCAUGGAGUGGGAGAUGAGGGAUUGAAAGUCUCAAUCGGAGCGAGAUCAAGCUGUCGAGGCUGCAUCUUUCCGACGUGCUGUGCGUCAAACCUCAAAAGCACCAAGCGCACUCAAGCUUGUGCCUCGGUAGUUAGUCGAACGAGAUCAAAAACGUAUAGUUACCGGGCCGGCCCGGAUGGGCCAACACAAAGUGCGUCCGCGCCUCCUUAAAUUGAAUGAUCGCAGCAUGAAUCGUUGUGUGUGGGAUUGAGCAGUAGUCACCGAGUUUGGGGUGAAAUCUCCGGCUAUAGUCUUAAAAACCAGGUUACCAAAUAAAUGUAAGCUAGGAUAUCUGCAUAGUACCAUGAUAGAGGACUUCUUUUGCAAGACUUGUUGUCACGAACGUUACUCGCCGGGUGUGCAUACGAG
This is a messenger RNA of Klebsormidium nitens, 3836 nucleotides long. NCBI's taxonomy places the organism in Eukaryota, Viridiplantae, Streptophyta, Klebsormidiophyceae, Klebsormidiales, Klebsormidiaceae. The record is from the annotation of a GenBank genome assembly.